Messenger RNA from Dictyostelium discoideum AX4, 9327 nucleotides. RefSeq lists its product as hypothetical. Gene Ontology annotation, biological process: fatty acid biosynthetic process. Gene Ontology annotation, molecular function: 3-oxoacyl-[acyl-carrier-protein] synthase activity; acyltransferase activity; transferase activity. The transcript has 7 exons. Bases 1 to 9327 code for a protein of 3108 amino acids. Lineage: Eukaryota; Evosea; Eumycetozoa; Dictyosteliales; Dictyosteliaceae. The record is from RefSeq and is a predicted model, not a curated record. Gene Ontology annotation, cellular component: membrane.
AUGACAGAAAAUAUUGAUAAAAAUGAUGAUGAUGUUGCAGUGAUCGGUAUUGGUUUAAGAUUUCCAAGUGGUAAUUUAAAAGAAUCUAUUUCGAAACCAAAUCAAUUAUUUAAUGAAUUAUUGAAUGGAUUGGAUGGAAUCGUUACAACAUCUGAAAGAUGGUCUGAUAAUUAUUACUUAAAUGGUGAAGUCGUUUCAAAGUUUGCUGGUUUACUUCCACUUGAUGAAUGGAAACAAUUCGAUCCAAUCUUCUUUGCCAUUAAUCCAAGUUAUGAUAAUGUCAGUUCAAUCGAUCCUCAACAAAGAUUAUUAUUAAAAUGUGUAUGGGAAGCAUUAGAAGAUAGUGGUAUUGAUCCAAUUAGUUUACGUGGGACUAAUACAAGUACAUUUAUCGGUAGUAGUACUAUUGAUUAUAAUGAUCUUCAAAAAUCACCAUUCGAAACUCAAAAUAAUAUUUUUGGUUCAACAACUCAUUCCAUUGCAAAUAGAAUUGGUUUUUCAUUUGAUUUUAGAGGUGAAAAUUUAACAAUUGAUACAGCUUGUUCAAGUUCAUCAAAUGCAAUUAAUUGUGGAUAUAAUUCAAUUAAAUCAAAUAAAUCAAAUGUUUCAAUUGUUGGUGGUGUUAAUUUUAUAUUAAAUCCAUACAUUUCAAAAUCAUUCACACAAUUAGAUAUGUUAAGUCCAACAGGUAAAUGUCAUACAUUUUCAUCGGAUGCUGAUGGUUUUGUUCGUUCAGAAGGUGUUGGUAUCGUUGUAUUAAAGAAGUUAAAAGACGCAAUCAAAGAUUCAAACAAUAUCUAUUGUGUAAUCAAAGGAUCAAGUUCAAAUAUCGAUGGUAACUUUGAUAAAUUAAACUUUUAUUCACCAUCAAAACUAUCUCAGUGUGAAAAUAUCAAAUUAGCAAUCAAAUCAACCAAUGGUCAAAUCAAUGAAUCAGAUAUUGAUUAUUGUGAAACUCAUGGUACUGGUACUCCAACUGGUGAUCCAAUAGAAUUAGAAGGUAUAUCAAGAGCUUUCAAUAAUAAAGCAUCAACAACAAAUAAUAAUAAACAAGUUUUAGUUGGGUCAUUUAAAUCAAAUAUUGGACAUACUGAAGCAUGUUCAGGAGUUGCAUCAUUAAUUAAAUGUUGUUUAAUGUUUAAAAACAAACUAUUUCUUCAAAAUAUUAAUUUCAAAGAACCAAAUCCAUUAAUAAAUUUUAAAGAAUGGGGAUUAAAAGUUGUAACUGAACCAAUUAAAUUUAAUGAAAAUAAACCAACUGUCAUGUUAAUUAAUAAUUUCGGUAUAACUGGUUCAAAUGUUUGUUUAAUAUUAUCUGAAUUUAGUGGUAAUAGUAAAAGUAAUGAUUAUCAAAAAAUGGAAAUUGAUAAUAAAUUUAAUGAAAAAAAGAAAUAUUUAAUACCACUCUCAAGUAAUUCAUCAACAUCAUUAAAUAAUUAUAAAUUAUCAAUAAUUAAACAUUUAAAUUCGAGGUCAUCUUCAUCAUCAACAACAACAAGUUUCGAAGAAUUUGUAUAUAAUCAAAUUAAAUUCAAAUCAACAUCAUUAAUUCAAAAAUCAGUUAUAAUCGCAAGUGAUUGGAAUGAAUUUCAAGAUGAAAAUAAUCAAAUUAAAUUAGAAAAUAGUGAUAAUUUAAUUUCAAAUAUUACAGUUGAAAAAAAGAAAUCUCCAAUCAUAGUAAUGGUAUUAUGUGGUCAAGGUUCACAAUAUAAUAAAAUGGCAUUAUCAUUAUAUGACAAUGAGCCAAUAUUUAGAGAAUAUGUAAAUAGAUUCGAUAAAGAGUUAUUCAAAUAUUAUGGUUACUCAGUUUUAGAUAAAUUAAGAUCAAUUGAAGAUAAAGAUUUAAUAUCAAUUCAUCAACCAAUUUUAGCACAACCUGCAACUGUUAUCAUUCAAGUAUCACUCUAUGAAUUAUAUAAACAUUGGGGUGUUUCAGCAGAUAUUAUCAUUGGUCAUUCUCUUGGUGAAAUCUCAUCAGCAUAUUGUUCAGGUAUGAUUGAUUUUCAAACAUUAUGUUACUUGACUUACCAUAGAUCAGUAGCUCAAAAUAGAACCACAGGUACAGGCAAAAUGUUAUCAGUUAAUAUUAGUUCAGAUGAAUUCAUUAAUAGCUAUCAAUCGACAACUAAAUAUGAAUCAUUAGAAAUUGCAUGUUACAAUUCACCAACAUCAAUCGUUAUCGCAGGUAAAGAAGACUUGUUGAAUGAAAUUAUCAAAGAUUUCAAAUCAAAUGAUAUCUUUUGUGCAAUGUUAGGAUCAUUAUCAUCAUUUCAUACAUCAAGUCAACAAAUGAUUAAAGAUGAAGUAUGUUCAUUAAAUAUUUCAUCGAAGCAACCAUCAAUAGCAAUAUUUUCAACAGUUACAACCAAUUUAUUCAAUCAUCAAAGCUCACCAUUCGAUGCAGAUUAUGUAUUUGAUAAUAUUCGCCAACCAGUUCGUUUCACACAAACAAUUACAAAUCUUUACAAAUAUGCCGAAUCAAAUGAUAUGGGUAAUGAAAUUACAUUCAUUGAAGUUUCACCACAUCCAACAUUACAAUUUUACUUAAACCAAAUGAACUCAACUCAAUCAAGUUACUUUAAUAGUGGUAAAAAUAUUACAAUCUAUUCACCAUUAAAUAAAAAGAAGAAUGAUUAUAAUGAAUUCUUAAAGACAAUCUCUUUAUUAUAUGUCAAUAAUAAUUUAAACAUUAAUUUCAAAUCACAAUUAAUCAAUAACAACAAUAACAAUAACAAUAAUAACUAUACAAACCUAUUUAAUAAUUUACCACUUUACCAAUGGGAUGACAAAGAAUACUUUAAAAUUACUUCUUUUCAUGAAAAGAUUAAAAGUGAAGGUCCAUCCAUUCAUAGUCUUGGUAAUAAUACAGAUUCACCAUAUCCAUCAUAUCAAACAUUUAUCGAUAUCAAGAAAUCACCAUUUCAAUGGUUAAAAGGUCAUCAAGUUAGUGAUAAAUUCUAUUAUCCAGGAAUGGGACAUGUUCACAAUUUAUUAUCAAUUUAUCCAAAUCAAGAUAUUACAAUUAGCUCAUUAGAAUUUAAAUCACCAUUAGUAUUAGCAGAAGGCAAUAGACAAUGUUUACAAACAUCAGUUACACCACUAUCAAAGAAUGAAUUCAAUAUUAAAAGUCAUUACAAAGAUCAAAAAACAAAUCAAUGGAUAUUAACAUCUCUUGGUAAUUUCAGUUUAUUCAAACAUAAUAUUAUUGAAAAUAAUCAACCAAUUAAUAUUCAAACAUUAAAAGAUAAAUGUAAUUUUACAAGCAUAUCAAAACAAGAUUUAUAUGAAACUAUUAGAAUUAAAACAAAUUUAACAUACAAAGGUUUAUUUCAAGGCGUAAAACAAUGUCAUAUCGGUAAUAAUUGUUCAUUAGCAAUAGUAUCAUUAAAUGAAAUUUAUAUUCAAAAAGAAUAUAAUCAUUUAAUAAACAAUAGCAAUAUGAAUACAUUAUUUAACACAGCAAUUUUAGAUACUUGUUUACAUGGAGUAUUGUGUGCAGUUACACAACCAGUCGUACUUGAUAGAAUUGAAGGUUUCAAUUUUUAUUCUUCAAAUAUUCCGUCAUCAUUAAAUUAUAGAAACAACAACAAUAAUAAUAAUAAUAUCAAUAAUAAUAAUAAUAAUAAUAAUAAUAGUAAUAAUACAAUUAACGAAUUUUAUGUUUACUCUGAAAUUAGAGCAAGAACCAAUUUUCAAACAUAUUCAGGAUCAAUUAAAAUCAUACUUCCAAAUGGUACAUUAUUAGUUGAUAUUGGGAAUGUAGUUUGCACUAUAGCUGCCUCCAAUCCUGAUAGUUCUCUAAUUUGUAAACCAAAUUAUAUCUAUACACCACACCUUCAAUCAAAAGAUUCAAUCAUUAAUAAACCCGAACAAUUCAAACAUUUACAUAGAGUCAAUGAAUUUAGUUUCAAAAAUGAAGAAAAUCUAUUCAUUUCAAAUAGGUUAUUAUUGUCAUUAUUUUAUAAACACAUUAAUAAUAGAUGUCCAAGUAUCAAUUUAGAAUCAUUAGAAACAUUAGAAUAUGAUCAAUUUAAACAAUUAUAUUACAAUAGUUUAGUAAAUGAAAAUCUUUUCAAAUUCAUUUUUGAAAUUUUAAAAAAAUACCAAAAUAUUCCAAAUAUCAAUAAUAAUAAUAAUAAUAAUAAUAAUAAUAAUAAUAAUAAUAAUAAUAAUAAUAAUAAUAAUAAUAAUAAUAAUAAUAAUAAUAAUAAUAAUAAUAAUAAUAAUAAUAAUAAUAAUAAUAAUAAUAAUAAUAAUAAUAAUAAUAAUAAUAAUAAUAAUAAUAAUAAUAAUAAUAAUAAUAAUGAAAAGUUAUAUAUUAAAACAACUAAAAUAAUGGCAAAACAAUUAUUUCCAUUAAAAGAUGAUGAUUCCAUUACAGAUACACCACAAUCAUUAUUUGAAAGUGGUUAUUUAGAUGUUUUUUAUAAGAAUUCAAUAGUAGUUCAACCAUUGAAUAGUUUAUUAAGUGAAAUUAUAGUUGAAACUCUAAAACCAAUUUUAAAUGAACCAAUUGUAUUUCGUAUAUUAGAAGCAGGUGGUGGUACUGGUAGUCUUAGUUUAUUAAUUUUAGAAAAGAUUUGUAAAUUAUUAAAUGAAAACAAUUCAACAACAUCAAUCAUUGAUAUUGAAUUUACAUGGAGUGAUAUAUCUGCAUCAUUUUUCGCUGAAAUUAAAGAAAAGUUCUCAUCAUUUACAAAUCACAAUAGUUUAAAUAUUAUCUAUCGUGUACUAGAUUUAGAUAAACCAUUAUUAGAUCAAGAUCUUAAAGCAUCCUAUUAUGAUUUCGUUGUAAUGUCAAAUGUUAUGCAUGUCGUUAAGAAACUCAAACCAACAUUAAAUGAAAUUCAUAAUAUAUUAGCACCAAAUGGUCAACUUUUAUUUGUAGAACCACCAUACAAAUCAUUUUUUAUUGAUUCAAUUUUUGGUUGUUUUUCACAAUGGUGGCCAUCCUCUGAUAGUGAUAUCGAAUUAAGACCUGAUAGAUGUUGUAUGAAACAAGAGAAAUGGAUUAACCUUUUAAAUCAAUGUAAUUAUAGAGAUACAAUAAUGUCUGGUAAUGAUAAUUUACUAUUUUUGGUUCAAACUAGGAAACCAACAAUUAAUGAAAUCAUUUCAGAACAAUCAAUAUCAUUGGAUCAAUUAAAAUCUUUCAAUAAUAUUAUUUUAUUUAGUAGUAAUAAUAAAAAUAAUAAAAAUGAUAGCUUUAGCAUUAUACAAAAUUUAAUAACAUUAAAUCAAGAAUUAAAACACAAAAUUAUUAAUAUUAAUAAUUAUAAUGAAUUUCAAUCUUGGAUUACAAAUAAUCAAAAUAUAGAUAAUAAAACAUUAAUAAUAUUUCUUAAAUCAAUUGAUUCAACAGUCAAUACUUCAAAUUUUAAAGAAACCACAUUUGAAUACAUUCAAAUUAACCAAUUAAUAUUAAAAUUAGAAUUAUCAAAUAAUUUCAAACAUUUAUUAUUAUCGUUGAAUUCAACCACCGAUAAUUAUUUAACAUCAUCAAUUGUUGGUGCUGCUCGUUAUUUCAUUGAAUUCCCACAACUAGAUUUAUUAACUUUAAAUUAUGAUAAUGUUUCAAUUGAAAAUAAUCAACAAUUAUUAUCAUUAAUCAAUUAUUUAAUCAAUUCAAAUAAUAAUAUUCAAAAAGAAUUUACAAUUAAUAAUAAUAUAGUAUACUAUGAAAGAUUUUGUAAAAGAUUAAAUAAUAUUAAAAGUAAAUUCCAAUCUAAAUCAUUUGAAACCAAUAAAGAUAAUUUAUAUAUUCAAUUAAAUUCAAAUUUAGAAUAUCAAUUAUAUAGUAAAAAAGAUGAAUUAAAUUCAAAUGAAGUAGAGAUAGAAAUUAAAGCAACUGGUAUAAAUUAUAAAGAUUAUUUAUUACAUAUCGGUAUGAUAGGUACAAAUUUAGAAAUUAAAUAUGGUAAAGAAAUUGAAAAUGGUAUUGGUUUUGAUAAUCCAAAAAUUGGUAAUGACUUUAGUGGUAUAAUUACAAGAUUAGGUUGUAAUGUAAAGGAAUUUAAAGUUGGUGAUCAAGUUUGUGGUUUCGGCUCAAAAACAAAUAGUUCACAUAUUAUUGUAGAUUCCGAUUCUAUUUAUUAUAAACCAUUAUAUUAUAGUCAUUCAGUUUCAGCUUCAAUUCCAUCUAUUUAUAUUACAUCAUUACAUAGUAUCUAUGGUAUUGGUAAUUUAAAAUCAAAUGAAUCAAUUUUAAUUCAUUCGGCAGCAGGUGGUGUUGGUCUAUCAUCUUUAGAUUUAUUAAAGAGUAAACAACAUCAAGGUUAUAUAUUUUUAACUGUAGGUUCAAAAGAUAAAGAAGAAUACUUAAUAAAUAAAUAUGGAUCAUUAAUUACUGCUAUCUAUUCAUCUCGUAAUAAAAAUUAUGUUUAUGAAAUUAAGAAUAAAUUAAUAGAAUUAGGUGAAGUUGAACAGCAUCAACAAGGUGUAGAUUUAAUAUUGAAUACAUUGUCAUCAGAGUUUAUGAGUCCAAAUUUCCAAUGUUUAAAUUUAUCAGGACGUAUCGUUGAUUUAAGUAUUACUCAUCUCACACCAAAUGAUUAUAUGACAAACAGUCAUUACAAAUUUAAUAUGGGUUACAAUAACGUAAAUGUCGAAGAUUUCCCUGGUAAAUUAAUUAAAAGCUAUUUAAAGAAAAUUAUCGAAAUGAUUAAUUCAAAUGAAUUAGAGUUAAGUGUACCAAUCAUUGAAUAUUCAAAUAAUCAAUUUAAAGAUGCAAUUGAAUAUAUAAAUCAAAGAAAACAUAUUGGUAAAAUCAUUGUUAAUCAUAGUCAAGAUGAGUUUAAUAGAGUUUAUAAUAAUUAUCAAAAUAAUAACAAUCAAAUCAUAAUGAAACAUUCAUAUGAUAUUUCAAAAUUAAAUAUUGGUAAAAAUAUUAUACUCACUGGUCAAACUGGUAUUGUUUUAGAAAUAUUAAAAUAUUUGGUUAAAUAUUCAAACCAUUCAAUUGAAAAUAUUAUAAUACUUUCAAAAUCAAAAUUAAAAUGGGAAUUAGAAUUAUUAAUCAAUCAAACCAAAUUUAAAAAAGAUAAUAUUAUUAAAUUCCAUUUCAAUCAGAUCGAUAUUGAAGAUUCAAAUAAAGUCAAUCAAGCAUUGAAUCAAUUAGAAUUAAAUGAAAAUAUUACAAACAUUGAUUCAAUUAUCCAUUUUGCAUUUAUGAAUGAUAUUGGUGAUGUUCAACAAGUUGAUAUGAAUCGUUUAAAUAAUGCACAUGGUGCUAAAACAAUUGGAGCAAUUAAUCUUCACAAUCAAUCAAUUAAUCGUUCAUGGAACAUCAAACAGUUUAUAAUGGCAUCAUCAGUGGCUUCAAUAGUUGGGUCAGAACAACAAUGUUGUUAUGUCAGUGCCUGUAAUGUUAUCGAUUCAUUAUCAAAGUAUAGACACUCAAUUGGACUACCAUCUUUAGCCAUUAAUUUAGGUACCAUAUCAUCAACUGGAUUCAUAACACGUAAUAAUACAAUUGAAACAAUGUUAAAGAGUUCAAUUUUAAAUUUUUUAUCACCUCAACUCGUUAUUAGUUCAUUAGAUCUAUUCAUUCAAAAUCAACAUCAAUAUCCAAAUUAUUGUAUGUCAGAUUUCAAAUUUAAAAUUAUACCAUCAACAAAUCAAUACUUUUCAAAAUUUGAUUUUGAAAUUAAUAUUGUUAAAAAAUCAAAUCAAAUCAAAUCUUUCUUUGGCGGUGAUGGUAAUAAUGAAAUUAUUCAUUCAACAAUUUUAAAUAAAAUCAGUGAAUUAUUAUCAAUUGAUAAAUCCAAAAUCAAUGAAGACCUCCAACUCACACAAUAUGGUACGGAUAGUUUAGUGAUUGUACAAUUAAAGAAUUUUAUCGAUAAUCAAUUAGGUCAUAAUAUUAUCACAAUUCAACAAUUACAAAACAAUAAAAUCAAUCAAUCAAUUGAAAUUAUUAAAUCUGCUCUUAACAAAAAUAAUAAUAUUUAUAAUAAUAAAAAAAAUAACAAUAACAAUUUAGUUAAAAAAGAACAACAAUCACUUGAUGAAUUUAUUAAAAAUGAAACUAAAUUAAAUGAAUCAAUCAUUUCAAGACCAUAUUCAAUUAAAAAAAUUUUAAAUAAUAAUAAUAAUAGUAAAUCAAUAUUCUUAACAGGUUCAACAGGAUUCUUAGGUGCUUAUUUAUUAAUGGAAUUAAUUAAAAUGAACAAUAUAUCAAAAAUUUAUUGUUUAAUAAGAAAUAAUUCAAAACUAACAAAUCCAAUCGAUGUAAUUAUAAAUAAUUUAAAGAAACAUCAAUUAAUAGAUAUGAAUAAAGAAUCACCAAAAAGAAAAACAAAAAUAAUCAAUCAUACAGGUAACAUAUCAAAUGAUAAAUUAAAUAGUAGUGAUAAUAGUAACAAUAAUAAUAAUCAAAUAAAUGAAGAUCAAUUAAUUAAAAUCAUCCCAAUGAUUGGUGAUAUCUCAAAAGACAAAUUUGGUUUAACUGAACAAGAUUAUUUAAAACUUUCAAAUGAAUGUGAUAUUAUUAUAAAUUCAGCAGCAGAUUUAAAUUUAAAAUCAAACUAUGAAGAAAGUAAAACUAUAAAUGUUAACAAUGUUAAUCAAGUUAUAAAAUUAUCAGUUUCAAAUAAUAGCUCACAAAAAUUAAUAGUUCAUUUUUCAUCACUUGCAGUAUUCAUUAAUCAUCCUUUUAAAGAUGAAGAGGAUUUUGAAGAAACAAAUAUAGUUCCAAAUUUUAAUUCUACACCAAUUGGGUAUAUUCAAUCUAAAGUUAUUUCAGAGAAAUUAUUAACAAAUGCAGCAGAAUCAAGAGGUAUACCAUCAAUCAUUAUUAGACCACCUGAUAUAUUCUCAAAUCCAAUAACAGGUAUAGGUCAUUCAAAUGAUUUUUUAUCACUUUUAAUCAAAGCUUCAAAAGAUAUUGGUUAUUAUCCAAAUAUUCAUAAAUCGAUUUUCUCAACUCCAGUCACAACCAUAGCUAAAACAACAAUUGAUUUAAUAUUCAAUGAAAACAGUUGGAAUCAAAAUAAAUCAAAACCAAUUUCAAUUUAUAAUUUUAAUGGUAAUUCAAUGGAAUUUAAAUCAUUUUAUAGGGUAUUGGAAAACAAUUUUAAAUGUAAAGAAAUUGAUUUCGAUGAAUGGAUUGAAUUAGUUUCAAAAUCAAAUGGAAAAUCAUCAAAAAGAUAUUCAACAUUCCACAUUCACAAAAAUCAAAAUUUAUUAUUAACAACUUUUACAAUUAAUAGUUUAUUUAAAAUGUCAAAUAGCACAAAAGAAUUAUUAAUUUCAAUUGGUUCAUAUAAUCAUCAAGAUUGGGAAAUUAAUGAAUCAAUGAUUUUAAAUGAUAUUAUUAACAAUCAUUAA